Messenger RNA from Struthio camelus australis, 6555 nucleotides. It is a transcript of the gene OVCH2, whose product is annotated as ovochymase 2. Lineage: Eukaryota; Metazoa; Chordata; Aves; Struthioniformes; Struthionidae. The record is from RefSeq and is a predicted model, not a curated record. Gene Ontology annotation, biological process: proteolysis; acrosome reaction. Gene Ontology annotation, molecular function: serine-type endopeptidase activity.
CUGUCAUCGAGAGUUAAUUUUGUUAAUCCUAUUGGUGAUUUUAAUGUCUAACUUGGUGCUUCUAUAUUUCAUAUGGAUUUAAGAUAGUUUGGAUGAUAUUUUGGUUCUGUUUGCUGCUUUGUUCAAUUGUUUUGAAGUCAGACAAUAGUUGCUGCAACCAAUGAGACAAAAGUUUUCAGUGGUGAAUUUGCAGGGUAAUGCAAUCAUGCUAUUUUGUCAAAUCUCUUAAUGUAGCUGCUGUUUAUUAUCUCCUUAUUUAGGGCUCAGAUAGCCUUCUAGGAGCCUUGCACUUAAAUUGCUGUUAAAAAUGGGACUUAGUUGUCAAGGUAAGUUCAAACUGGCUCUGCUGAAUGCAGCAAUACUGAAAUAUUUUUUAAAAGCUGAGCCAUGUCCUCCUAAGUCACUUUUCAAUAAUGGGAUAUAACUUCUGCUCCUUUGGGAAAAAAAAAAAAAAGACUAUUUGACACAGAGAGCUAUCUUUGUCUUGUACAACACAGAGCACAUUGUCAACAAAAUGAUCUUCUUUCGGUAUGUUUCUCAGGUCUGUGAAACUGGCUAAAUAUAAAGUAUGCCGGCAAUAUAAGAUAUUGCUACUUCAAGAGCUGUAGAAAUCAUAGGGGCACAAUGGAAUUGAUUUUCUGUUCGUGUGUUCUGCUUCUGUGUGCAGAUCGGCCUGGGUUAAGUGUUCGCUGGCAAAGCAGGUAACUUCUGCUUCUGCCAUUUGGCUUCCAUAAACUAAUUUCUUGAGAGACUAGCUAGCAUGUUACAGCAAAGACUUCAGUAAUGGCUUAUAAAAGAAUUACGCUUGGUUAAAUUUACAAGACUUAUUUGUACUGGUAAGUGCUUUAUGGAUGGUUUAAUGAGUAACCUCUACUUCAAUUAGUCAAUUGCUGUUCUCCUGCAGUGUAAUCUAUGGGCUGCUUUUUUCCUAUAAAAGCUCUUCUUGUUUUCACUCGGUCACGUAGCACCCAAGAUGUGCGUUGCCCCUAGUAAGCUGCUGUUCCUCCUGACGGGAAUAGUUUGUAUUACAGAGUUUCUUGCCACACCAUCCCCUCUUCAGAAAGAUCCCAAGUGUGGGCAGAAAUUUCAUGAGACGAAACUGCGGAGUUACUUUAACCUUUUUACUCGCAUUGUUGGGGGAAACCAGGUGAAACGAGGCUCACAUCCAUGGCAGGUUUCCUUGAAACGAAGGCAAAAGCAUUUCUGUGGAGGCACCAUUGUUUCUGCUCAGUGGGUGGUCACGGCAGCUCACUGCAUCUUGGACAGGAAUCUACUCCAGUAUUUGAACGUCACUGCAGGAGAGCAUGAUUUGAGGAUCAGGGAGAAUGGAGAGCAGACACUCCCUGUUAAAUAUAUCAUUAAGCAUCCAAAUUUUGACCCCAGAAAACCAAUGAAUUAUGAUGUUGCCCUUCUGAAGAUGGAUGGAGCCUUCAACUUUAGUGCAUCAGUUUUGCCAGCAUGUCUUCCUGAUCCAGGUGAAAAGUUUGAAGCAGGAUAUAUCUGCACUGCUUGUGGUUGGGGCCGUUUAAAUGAGAAUGGACUGCUCCCUCAGGUAUUAUAUGAGGUCCAUCUACCAAUCCUAAACAGUAAAGAGUGUUCAAGAGCGUUGUCAACUUUAAAGAAACCCAUCCAAGGUGACACUAUAAUGUGUGCUGGAUUUCCAGAUGGAGGAAAAGAUGCCUGCCAGGGAGACUCUGGGGGCCCUCUUCUGUGCCGAAGUAGGCAUGGUGCCUGGACUCUAGCUGGUGUGAUCUCAUGGGGCAUGGGAUGUGCUCGUGGCUGGAUAAGUAACGAGAAGAAACAACAUUACAGAAGAGGAUCUCCAGGAAUAUUUACAGACCUAAGUGCAGUGCUCUCCUGGAUUCAAGAAAAUAUGAGUACUGAUCUGAAAAUGAAAAGUUCCACAGCAUUUUGUAGCACUCAGGAUGGCAAACUCCCCAACAGUGAAGGAGAAUUACAUUUUCCUGGAAAUCCCAAGCAUUUCUAUCAAAACCACCAGUUGUGUGUAUGGACUCUGUUUGUACCAGAAGGGAAUUAUAUAUUGCUUCGUUUUUCCCACUUUGAUAUAGAAGCAGAAACAUUUUGUGACUAUGAUUCUUUAUCAAUCUAUUCUAAAGAUGACAGGCUUGUUGGGAAAUUCUGUGGAGGAGAUCUUCCAUUACCUAUUUUGGUUGGCUCCGAUAGUGUAAGGCUGAAAUUUGUGUCUGACAACAAGGAUUAUGGAACUGGGUUUUCCAUGACCUACAGAGCUCUUGCACCAGAUAUUCUUCCUGAUUCUGGCUGUGAGUCUUUAGCUGUCCUUUUUGAAGAGGGAGUGCUACAAAGUAUGCACUAUCCAGAGCAGUACAGCAACCUGGCAAACUGUCAAUGGGUUGUCUGUGCACCAGAGGACCAUGUCAUCAAGCUUACAUAUCAUUCUUUUGAAGUAGAAGAGAAUGAAGAUUGCUCUUACGAUGCUGUGAUUGUGUAUGAAGAUGUAGGAAAAGAGGAGGAAAUUGCUAAGUCUUGCGGAUUUGCUCUACCAGCACCUGUUCUAAGCUCCUCUGAUAUGAUGUUGAUCGUCUUUCACUCUGAUGAAACAGAGACCUUUGGAGGAUUCAGAGCCACAAUCUCUUUUGUUCAUGUAACAGAUUUAAAUAAUUUGGAUUCAAAUGGUGAAGAAGAAUUCAAAGAUAUGACUGCGGAAGAAAUAAAGAUUACGACAGAUGAUACUUGUGGAGUGCCUUCAAAUCAGCCCAGGUUCCUCUUCAGUAGGAUAGUUGGAGGUGAAGAAGCUGUACCAUACUCAUGGCCUUGGCAAGUUAGUGUACAGAUUUCAGAUGAGCAUAUCUGUGGAGGAGCAGUUCUUGCCAAAGAAUGGAUUGUCACAGCUGCUCACUGCUUUAAUUCUAAGGAACAAUACAGAGACUUAUGGACAGUGGUCACAGGACUUCACGAUCUUGCAGAGCAAGAAUACAGACAGAAAAGGACAAUAAAGCAGUUUAUUAUACAUCCAAGUUUUAAUAAGACCACCAUGGACUGUGAUAUUGCCUUACUGCGACUGGCCGAGCCUUUGGAAUUCAACCACUACGUACGCCCGGUGUGCCUGCCUGCGAAGGAAGAGGCAGUUCAGCCCUCGAGGGUGUGCGUUGUCACAGGAUGGGGUGCACAUGCAGGAGACAGAGAAAAGGGGAAAAAACUGCAUCAGCUUGAGGUCCCCAUCCUGGUGCUUGACACAUGUCAGAGCUAUUAUGUAAACCUUCCCAGUAAAGUGACCCAGAGGAUGAUCUGUGCUGGGUUCCCUCUGGAAGAAGGCAAGGAUUCAUGCACAGGUGAUUCUGGUGGUCCAUUAGUUUGUCCUUCAGAAGAUGACUCUGGAUUUUACACCCUUAAUGGAAUCACUAGCUGGGGCUUGGGCUGUGGAAAGAAGAGCUACCCAGGAGUAUACACCAAUGUUGGUGUUUUUGUUGACUGGAUCCAGCAGAGUGUUAAUACUAGUGAUCUCCCCGUUUUCAUGGUGUAACUGUCAAAUCAGCAGUUCUUAUGGACAACGUUGUAAAAAACUUCCAAAGUACAAGUACCGUUGAAAGCAAAAUUUGGUGAGAGUGUAUUAGUUCAUGCUUGGUGAACAGAUUCCAAAGUAGCUGAUACUUAUUUCAGUGAAGUUACUGAUUUACCUGAAUUGAGACUUUGGCCUUACACAUGUGUUGUCGGGGCAGAUGCCAGUUACUUUCAGUCUUCUGAAAAUCUAUCUGUAUUAAAAGAAAAGGGGGGGAGGAUAAACCACCAUAUGGCAUAUGUCAAGCGUGUACUUGAACACAGUACAGGAGGGUGUAAAAUACUGCAGAGAUGAGAUUAAAUACCCGCUCAUGUAAAACAGAAUUGACGGGCUAGUCAAUUGCCUUUUCAUUAAGGUCAACAGGAGUGUUACCUCUGACUCUGAGAGGACCUAGGCAGUGGCAGUAGUAGUGAGGAAGAACACUGGGUAGUGAUCAGUGAUGUGAAUCAAUCCAAUUGUUGGGAAAAGAGUGUUUUUAGCGUGCCUAAAUGAUGGUCCUUAUGGGCCUGAAUUCACUGAUUUGAGUAUUACAAUGCUCUUAUUGGCUGAGAAACCUGGCCACUGGUGCCUGUGAUAAUGGUAACAGCUGCUCUGGCAAGGAAGCUGAAUUGCAAUGCAGUGUAAAAUAUUCAUUUUCUGGCCUUUUUUUUUUUUUUUUUUUUUUCAAAUAAAAGCUACCAUAUGCAGAGAAGGCAUAACAAGACAGAGAGGUAAUAACAGAAAAGGCACCUCCAAAACUCCUUAGCCUUUCAAGGUGUAAGGUUAACUCAGCAGUGAACCAGGGUCAUUUGCAUGACCACCUUCUGGUCUGCCUUUACAGUGGAAUUGUCAAUCAGCGCAAAGCCCCAUAUAUUGGCUUCUGUAUUUUGAAAGAGUUUCAUGGCUUGCUGGUAAGAUGGAAAUUCUCUGAUGGGUGUUUUCUAGACAUUAAACAAUUUCUUUUGAAUGUAGGUAAUUCUGCAUAGUAAGGACUGUGCUAGGUGGAAAUAGUGAUCUCAACCAUCUACACCUUUUCAGUAACUUGUCCACAUUCUGGGAUAUUUAGGGUGUUUCCUUUGUUUGACCUAACCUUUCCCUUGCAUCAACUGUGUGCCCACUUUAAUUCCAUUGGUUGUGAUAGGUCUGGUUGACUUAGAAUUCAGUUCAUUGGAGUAAGUUUUAUUUAUAAUCAUGUGAAGUCAGUAUUUCACUGAAUAGUUUAAAAUCAGUUAUGUUUAUUGAUUUUUAGAUCUCUUAUUCUGGGUUAUCAAUGGAUCCGUUGACUAAGGUCUAAAUGACGUCUUGAUGACUUAUUCAAUAUUUUAAUGUGUUGUGUUGCUGUGUCUGUAGGGAAUACGAAAAUCACUGAGAUCUUUUGCAGAUGCUAAAUGCUUGUGUUCAGAACUUCAGUAAUGAUCAUCAGAAUUCAACAGAUGUGUUGACAAAGCAGUAGGUAUUAGAUUGUCCUCUAUCUGCUUUCCCUGCUCUGUUCCAGAUUUCUGCAUUGAAGAAAAGUUGAUAUUUUGAUUAAAAAGCAACAUCAGCUUUUCAAGUUUUUUGAGAAGCUGGAUGCAUUCAUUAAGUAAUUAAAACCUUGCCCUAGUAUUUCCUAUUUUAACAAAUAGCUUGCUAUUCAAACAGAUAAGUGUUUGAAAAUACAGGCAUUCCAGGCCAAGGGGCUCUGGCACCAUGCAAGAACUGACAAAUAUUCUAAUUAAACUAUAGAUAUAAUUAAAUAGAUACUAUGCAAUCCAUGUACUGUAAACUGAGCAAAACUUAAAGGCAAGUAGCAGUUUGUUUAAUGCUGAAAUGGUUGCUUACACAAAAAAUUGUGAUGACAUGUUCCCAUUAUCUUUGCAAAUGGUGCUGUGCCUGGUCUUAGUGUUUAAAAACUAGAUCAGCGUGAUAGCACAAUAGGUAACAAAAGUUCUUUGACUCAAUGGCCUGGAAAAUAACUAGAAUGGAUUAAAAUAUCUCAUUUUGCUUCUGUUAAUAUUAAUGGCAAAAAUGAUUGGAGAUGUAUUUCCAGUAUAUGAGUUUGGGGCCACUAAUCCUAUUCUUUUGAUGGCAUUAGUUUAGGACUUCUGAUUUAUUUAAAUAUAUAAUUUCAUUCUGCAGCCAGAUUUAAAAAACAACAACAACCACCUCUUUGUCUCUACAUUUAUUCCCAAAUGACUAUGGUAGGCCUCUUUUGACCAGCUUUUUCUCUCCACUGCAAAGUUUCCGACAAAAACUCACAAAAAAAUCUGGAGCAUGUGCUUUCUGUGAAACUGUGAAAGCGUUUCAUACUGGAGGGACUAUGGACAAACUCAGAUAAGUUCCAAAGACUAAGUGUAAGGCACAACUGUGUUAAACUACUAAUAGGUUGUGUGUGUUCUUUCUUUGAUGAGCUUCUUUAAAGAAGCCUUUGGAAAGGGAUAGCGGGAAAAUUACCUUUACAAUUUUUCACUGUGGAAGUUGAAUGCUGUCCAGCUGUAGUGGUAGUUGGUAUUAGCAGAUGCAUCAGUUUAACUAUGCUAAGAGCAGUUGUGUCUAUUCACUUGGGCCUGCUUCUGUUUUGCCUAACAGGAACAAGAUGACUUAAAGUAUCUGUAAAAUUUCUAUCUGCAUAUUAAUCUAAAACAAGGAUAUCACUAGGUGUGUUCAGAUUUAAAAAAAAAGGGGGAGGGAAGAGGUGGGGGAUGACAAACUUACAGGUGUAUCAGUUGUAUUAGCCCUAUUUAAUGCAGUGCAUAUAGACUAAUAAAUCGAUGUCACUUUAAAAAAUCCUUAACAAUAUUAGCAGUACUAUCCUAGGUUAUUUAUAUGUGACUUGAUUGCUAAGGUACAUACUUUUUGCUUGAGUAUAUGGUGUAGACUUUUCAUAUUUCUCCUAGUAUGGCUUUACAAGUAGGUUAGUUUUACUUUUAUUUGUUGUAUCUUUUCAGCCUUCUAUAAGCUGCCAGGACCUUUUAAUACAAUAAGUGGUAAUACAAAUGUGAAAUGUUCUGUGAUGCAAAUGAAAUCUGAUUGAAAAAUAAAAAAGUACUUCCAAAGGA